AUGGCUCCGCUUUGCGUCCUGCUGUCCUGCCUGCUUUCCCUGCACUGCGCGCUCUGCGCCGCCGCGGGCAGGCGGACCCCAGAACGUGGCCUCUCUGGAAAACUCCAUGACUAUGGUGUGACGGUGCCAUUCAGCACAGAUUUCCGGGGCCGCUUCCUUUCCCACGUGGUGUCGGGCCCAGCAGCAGUCUCUGCAGGAAGUCCAGUGCCGGGUAGGCCACCUCCACCACCAUCACACUCCAGGCACCACCGGGUGCCUCGCAGCCCCCUGCGCCCCGACCGAGGGAACCACUCCCUCUACUUCAAUGUCACUGUUUUUGGGAAGGAACUACACUUGCACCUGUGGCCCAAUCGGAGGCUGGUGGUACCAGGAGCCUCAGUGGAGUGGCAGGAGGACUUCCGGGAGCUCUUCCGGCAGCCCUUGUGGCAGGAGUGUGUCUACACUGGAGGUGUCACAGGCAUGCCGGGGGCAGCUGUGGCUAUCAGCAAUUGCGAUGGAUUGGCUGGCCUGAUCCGCACAGACAGCACCGACUACUUCAUUGAGCCUCUGGAAUGGGGGCAGCAAGAGAAAGAGGCCAUCGGAAGGACACACGUGGUGUACCGCCGGGAGGUCGGACGACAGAACUGGGCAGAGCCUCACGGAGACCUUCAUAAUGAAGCCUUUGGCCUGGGAGACCUUCCCAACUUGCUGGGCCUGGUAGGGGACCAGCUGGGUGAUCCAGAGCGGAAACGGCGUCAUGCCAAGCCGGGCAGCUAUAACAUCGAGGUGCUGUUGGCAGUGGAUGACUCGGUGGUGCGUUUCCACGGCAAGGAGCAUGUGCAGAACUACAUCCUCACCCUUAUGAACAUCGUAGAUGAGAUAUACCACGAUGAAUCCCUGGGGGUCCACAUCAACAUUGCUCUUGUUCGUUUGAUUAUGGUCGGCUACCGCCAGUCCCUGAGCCUGAUCGAGCAUGGGAAUCCCUCACGUAGCCUGGAGCAGGUCUGUCGCUGGGCACACUCCCAGCAGCGCCAGGACCCGGACCAUGCCGAGCACCAUGACCAUGUCGUCUUCCUCACUCGGCAGGACUUUGGGCCCUCAGGGUAUGCCCCCAUCACUGGCAUGUGCCACCCCCUGAGAAGCUGUGCCCUCAACCAUGAAGAUGGCUUCUCCUCUGCCUUCGUAGUGGCCCAUGAGACUGGCCAUGUGCUUGGCAUGGAACACGACGGCCAGGGGAAUGGCUGUGCUGACGAGACCAGUCUGGGUAGUGUCAUGGCGCCCCUGGUUCAGGCAGCCUUCCACCGUUUCCACUGGUCCCGCUGCAGCAAGCUGGAGCUCAGCCGCUACCUCCCCUCCUAUGACUGUCUUCUGGACGACCCCUUUAAGCCGGCCUGGCCCCAAUCCCCUGAGCUGCCUGGCAUCAACUACUCAAUGGAUGAGCAGUGCCGAUUUGACUUUGGCACCGGGUACCAGACCUGUGCAGCGUUCAGGACCUUUGAGACUUGUAAGCAGUUAUGGUGUAGCCACCCGGACAACCCGUUCUUCUGCAAGACCAAGAAGGGGCCUCCGCUGGAUGGCACGGAGUGUGCACCAGGCAAGUGGUGCUUCAAAGGUUACUGCAUAUGGAAGUCUCCGGAGCAAAUGUAUGGCCAGGAUGGAGGCUGGAGCUCCUGGACCAAGUUUGGAUCAUGCUCGAGAUCAUGCGGGGGUGGCGUUCGAUCCCGCAGCCGAAGCUGCGACAACCCCCUCCCAGCCUAUGGAGGUCGUCCAUGCUCGGGGUCCAUGUUUGAGUACCAGGUUUGCAACAGUGAGGAGUGCCCAGGACCCUUUGAGGACUUCCGAGCCCAGCAGUGUGCCAAACGCAACUCCUACUACACCCACCAGAACACCAAGCAUAGCUGGGUUCCCUUCGAGCCGGAGGACGAUGCCCAGAAGUGUGAGCUGAUCUGCCGAUCAGCAGAGACGGGCGACGUGGUGUUCAUGAACCAGGUAGUCCAUGAUGGGACACGCUGCAGCUACCGUGACCCCUACAGCCUCUGUGCCCGUGGCGAGUGUGUGCCCGUCGGCUGUGACAAGGAGGUCGGGUCCAUGAAAGCAGAUGACAAGUGUGGUGUGUGUGGCGGUGACAACUCCCACUGCAGGACUGUGAAGGGAACGCUGGGCAAGGCCUCCAAGCAGGCAGGAGCUCUCAAGCUGGUGCAGAUCCCAGCGGGUGCCAGGCACAUUCAAAUAGAGGAGUUGGAGAAGGUCCCGCACCACAUUGCGGUGAAGAACCAGGUCACAGGCAGCUUCAUCCUCAACCCCAAGGGCAAGGACGCCACGCACCGGACCUUCAUGGCCUUGGGACUGGAGUGGGAGUAUGUGGUGGAGGACUCCAAGGAAAGCCUCAAGACCAGUGGGCCCCUGCCUGAAGCCAUCGCUGUCCUGGUGCUUCCCCCGGGGGAGAGUGGUCCCCAGAGUAGCCUGGCCUACAAGUAUGUCAUCCAUGAGGACCUACUGCCCCUCAUUGGGAGCAACAAUGUGCUCUUGGAAGAGACAGACACCUACGAGUGGGCGCUCAAGAGCUGGGCUCUGUGCACCAAGACCUGCGGAGGAGGGAUCCAGUUCACCAAAUAUGGCUGCCGGCGUCGACGGGACCACCACAUGGUACAGCGGCACCUGUGUGACCACAGGAAGAGGCCCAAGCCCAUCCGGCGCCGCUGUAACCAGCACCCGUGUGCCCAGCCCGAGUGGGUGACAGAAGAGUGGGGCACUUGCAGCAGGAGUUGCGGGAAGCUGGGGGUACAGACUCGGAGUGUGCAGUGCCUGCUGCCCUUGUCCAACGGCACCCACAAGGCCAUGCCUAUCAAGGCCUGUCCUGGGGACCGGCCCGAGGGUCGGCGGCCCUGCCUUCGCAUGCCCUGUCCAGCCCAGUGGCGCACCGGAGCCUGGUCCCAGUGCUCUGCCACUUGCGGAGAGGGCAUCCAGCAGCGGCAGGUGGUGUGCCGCACCAACACCAACAGUCUAGGUCAGUGUGAGGGGGACAAGCCGGACACUGUCCAGAUCUGCAGCCUGCCCACCUGUGGAGGUAAUCUCCAGAACUCCACGUCAAAGGCUGACACCACGCAACUUGUGACUUCACAAUCAGGACCCCUUCAUCCUGUUAACAAGAUAGCAACAACUGAGCCCUGCAUUGGAGACAGGUCCAUCUUCUGCCAGAUGGAGGUGCUGAGUCACUACUGCUCCAUCCCCGGCUACCACCGGCUCUGCUGUGAGUCCUGCACCAAGAAGGAGCCCAGCCUGGCCUCACCACCAACCUUCUCCACCCCAGGGAGCCCUCUCCAAGGACCUCAAACCCUUCCAGAUGCUGUGGAGCCCACCACAAGGUCACCAGAGUCAGAUGGUCAUCAGUCUGAUCUAACCACAGGGCUUCCAGAACGUCUAGACACAAGCUCCUCUGUGACCCCACAAUACUCUGUCCCCCAGAAACUGAGCACUCAAGCAACCGGGGGCACCUCCCCUACCACUCUCCAGGGGUUGCCUUGGGGCUGGACCGAGGCAACAUUGCCAGCCUCUGAGGAUAAAGGGCAGCUCAGGGAAGACCGGAAACCUCCAGGCACCGAGGGCCCCACCACCUCUCUGGUGACCUGA
Messenger RNA from Chrysochloris asiatica (Cape golden mole), 3609 nucleotides. It is a transcript of the gene ADAMTS14, whose product is annotated as ADAM metallopeptidase with thrombospondin type 1 motif, 14. Lineage: Eukaryota; Metazoa; Chordata; Mammalia; Afrosoricida; Chrysochloridae. Bases 1 to 3609 code for a protein of 1202 amino acids. Gene Ontology annotation, biological process: proteolysis; extracellular matrix organization. Gene Ontology annotation, cellular component: extracellular matrix. The record is from RefSeq and is a predicted model, not a curated record. Gene Ontology annotation, molecular function: metalloendopeptidase activity. The transcript is spliced from 23 exons.